AUUAGCGGUUUUGGUUUAGUUUAAUCAGGAAAAAUGAGUACAUCUUAUGGACAUCGUUUUGGGAAGCCCGAUAUUGAGCGGCUGGGGUUAUUUUCGGAAAUGGACUACAUGAAUGGCAAAGGAUAUAAACCACUUUAUGGAAAACCAAAUUACUUAAAGGGUACUAAUUUUGUAACUUCUGGUAGAAAGACAAAGAAUGGCACACAACAUGGCUAUUUUGAAGAUACUUUCAAUCGUUUGUAUACAGGAGAAGCUAUAGUUCGAAAGAAAAAAGUCUCUAAGGGAGAAUCACAAGAUCCUUUUAUAGUUAAUUCCGUGCCGAAAAAACAUAGCACGCCUGGUGACAACUACGGCACGUUUACAAAACAUACUCCAGCAUUUAGUCCCAAACGCCGUGUACGUAAAUACAAACGUGAACCUGCUAACUUUUUAUGGAGGUGUGGAAAAAUUGGCGGACCUGGCUAUGCAGACUCGGGAAUUGAUAAAUAUCCCACGCAUUUGCCUGAUCCUUACGGGCUUAAACUACGUUACAAGAGUUCUGGACGCAUGUUAAACGGACCCUUUCUUAAUCAUAUUUAUCCUCAGCCUUAUUUUGAUAAGAAAAGUCCGUUUGCAGAAGAUUCAGUACCAAAACAUGGGCUCUAUUUAGAUAGAGAAGAAGCUAAUCAAAACAAAAAAAAGAAUGAGACUAGCUGGAUACCGAAUGGACCAGCAAAAUCACAAGGUGGUAGUCAUGCUGGAUGUUUUGACAAAUAUCCAGAAUUCCAGCCGUGUAGGUAUGUAAACAUGGCAGAGGCAAAUAAACCCAGAGGAAGUGGAAAGUUGGGUACUACACCAUUCAUGCCUGUAUCACAAAUGCUCAAAACACUGUACACGAAUUCGGUUCUGAACCAGACGGUUGAUGUAUUUAUGAAUAGUGCCAACUGUGAGCAAUAUGUGCCCUGCUACAUUGAUCAUCUUCUGACCGAUAUGUACUCAUAAGAUCUACAAACAAUUUUGGUACUUUAUGUUUUAUUUUUAACUUCAUAACAUGAAUCGUAAGCUACAUUUAAAGGUAUGCUAAAUAAUAAAUUUAACAAUUGAAUAACUUCAAA
Molecule: messenger RNA, 1094 nt
Organism: Dalotia coriaria
Lineage: Eukaryota; Metazoa; Arthropoda; Insecta; Coleoptera; Staphylinidae
Product: cilia-and flagella-associated protein 96-like
Exons: 5
Coding region: 34-981 (315 amino acids)
Cellular component (GO): centrosome
Source: RefSeq, a predicted model, not a curated record